AUUGGUCCGUAUGUAGCACAUGAUCAUUUUGAUAUGCUUACAUCGCGCUUACUCUACACAUCCGUAGACUAGAGUUUAUCUUCUCAGAAAUUUGCCCUUGAUUUGACACUCGUCUUUUGGAAAUCGUUGUGAACAGUUGUGCUUAACGAAAAAUCAAUUUUAACUAUGUCUAAAAUCGGAAUCAACGGAUUUGGCCGUAUUGGUCGUUUGGUACUUCGUGCCGCCAUCGACAAGGGCGCACAAGUUGUGGCUGUAAACGAUCCCUUCAUUGGUCUCGACUACAUGGUCUACUUGUUCAAAUUCGAUUCUACCCACGGCCGAUUCAAGGGAACAGUUGCCGCCGAAGGUGGCUUCUUGGUGGUCAACGGACAAAAGAUUACAGUUUUCUCUGAACGCGACCCCAAGGACAUCAAAUGGGCUAGCGCCGGUGCUGAAUACGUCGUUGAAUCAACCGGCGUGUUUACAACAAUUGAAAAGGCGAGCACUCACUUGGCUGGUGGCGCUAAGAAGGUCAUCAUUUCCGCACCAAGUGCUGAUGCUCCGAUGUUCGUCUGUGGCGUCAAUUUGGAUGCCUACGAUCCAAAAAUGCAAAUCGUUUCCAAUGCUUCGUGCACCACAAACUGUUUGGCUCCAUUGGCUAAAGUCAUUCACGACAAUUUCGAAAUCGUUGAAGGUCUGAUGACCACCGUUCAUGCCACCACCGCCACCCAAAAAACCGUUGACGGACCAUCCGGCAAAUUGUGGAGGGACGGUCGUGGUGCCCAGCAAAACAUCAUUCCAGCUGCCACCGGAGCUGCCAAGGCUGUUGGCAAAGUUAUUCCAGCAUUGAACGGUAAACUCACCGGAAUGGCAUUCCGCGUUCCCGUUGCCAACGUUUCGGUUGUUGAUUUGACCGUUCGCUUGGGCAAACCAGCUCCAUACGAUGUCAUCAAGCAAAAGGUCAAGGAAGCCGCCAAUGGACCAUUGAAGGGCAUUUUGGAGUACACAGAAGAGGAGGUUGUAUCGUCCGACUUCAUCGGCUCCAACAGUUCGUCCAUCUUCGAUGCGGCUGCUGGUAUUCCAUUGACUGAUACAUUUGUGAAGCUCAUCUCCUGGUACGACAACGAAUUCGGUUACUCGAACCGUGUCAUCGAUCUUAUCAAAUACAUGCAGAGCAAGGAUUAGAUCGGCCAAAGUGUUAGGAUUUAAGUCAACAAUCAGACAGUUUGAAAAUUGCAUCAUAAACCCUGUUGAAACACCGGUGAACACCAGCAAGCUAGUCUGAGAGAGAAAAUGAAUUUAUUAUUUUUCAGCUUUUUAUUUUGUAUCCAAAUUGGUCAAAACUUUUCAUUUUUAAAAAACAAAUCAAUAAAAAUUGGUGCGUCCAACGCAUCGUGUAUGUUAAACAUACUGAUAAACACAAAAGUUCAUUUAGGCUAUGUCCAAUAUUAUAAUCACUUAAUGUUAAUUAUGAAUCUAAUUCUUGGCAUUAAAACCGUGUUAUAGAAUACAAAAAUUAGAA
This is a messenger RNA of Bradysia coprophila, 1501 nucleotides long. RefSeq names its product glyceraldehyde-3-phosphate dehydrogenase 2. The record is from RefSeq and is a predicted model, not a curated record. Gene Ontology annotation, cellular component: cytosol. Gene Ontology annotation, molecular function: NAD binding; glyceraldehyde-3-phosphate dehydrogenase (NAD+) (phosphorylating) activity; NADP binding. Lineage: Eukaryota; Metazoa; Arthropoda; Insecta; Diptera; Sciaridae. Gene Ontology annotation, biological process: glycolytic process; glucose metabolic process.